Molecule: messenger RNA, 2561 nt
Organism: Osmerus eperlanus (European smelt)
Lineage: Eukaryota; Metazoa; Chordata; Actinopteri; Osmeriformes; Osmeridae
Gene: dcn
Product: decorin
Exons: 8
Coding region: 180-1295 (371 amino acids)
Molecular function (GO): protein binding
Source: RefSeq, a predicted model, not a curated record
CCCCCUCCUCCCUCCCUCUCUCCUCCCCUGGUUGUGAGAGAGCACACCUGCUUGGUUGGUCUAGGAGAGCGAUCCCCCAGCCCACAAACACUCUGUCUUACAUCCUGCCGUUGGAUUUUAGUGGACCAGUUCAGCUCUCUCUGCUCUGCUGAAAGAACAGACUCUCUGACAGAGGUGCCAUGCGGUCGCUGUGUGUGUCCCUGCUCCUGGUGACGGUGUGCUGGGCUCUGCCCUUCCGCCAGUCCGGCUUCAUGGACUUCAUGAUGGAGGACGAGGCGGGCUCCGGGGACCCCGAUGCCCUUGCCCCUGAGGGCCCCGCUGGAGCCCCCCCUGGAAGCCCCCGCCUAGGCCUGCCUGAUGGCCCCCGGUGCCCCUUCAGAUGCCAGUGCAGCCGACGUGUCGUCCAAUGCUCCGACCUGGGGCUGACUGGUAUCCCAGACGACCUCCCUGCAGACACGUCUCUGCUGGAUCUGCAGAACAACAAGAUCACCGAGAUCAAGGAGAACGACUUCAAGAACCUAAGAGAGUUGCAUGCUCUGAUUCUGGUGAACAACCAGAUCAGCAGCAUCCACGCCAAGGCCCUGGCCCCACUGGGCAAGCUGCAGCGCCUCUACCUGUCCAAGAACCAGCUGAAGGAGCUGCCGGCCAACAUGCCCAGGAGCCUGCAGGAGCUGCGGAUCCACGAGAACAGCAUCAGCAAGAUCAAGAAGGCCUCCCUGCAGGGCAUGACUCAGAUCAUCGUCAUGGAGCUGGGCUCAAACCCUCUGAAGGCAGCAGGGAUUGAGGCCGGAGCGUUCGCUGACCUGAAGAAAGUCUCGUACAUCCGCAUUGCUGACACCGGCCUCACAGACAUCCCCAAAGGUUUGCCAAGCUCCCUCUCUGAGUUGCACUUGGAUGGCAACAAGAUCACCAAAGUUCAGGCUGACAACCUGAAGGGUCUGAAGAACCUGGCAAAGCUGGGUCUGAGCUACAACCAGAUCAGCGUGGUGGAGAACGGCUCCCUGGCCGCGGUGCCUCACCUGAGGGAGCUUCACCUGGACAACAACGCCCUCUCCUCCGUCCCCUCUGGCCUGCCCGACCACAAGUACAUCCAGGUGAUCUAUCUGCAUAGCAACAAGAUUUCUCAGGUGGGAACAGAAGAUUUCUGCCCCCCCGGCUACAACACCAAGAAGGCCAUGUACUCCGGUAUCAGCCUGUUCAGCAACCCUGUGUCCUACUGGGAGAUCCAGCCCAUCACCUUCCGCUGUGUGUUCGACCGCUCCGCCAUCCAGCUGGGCAACUACAGGAAGAAGUAGACGUAGGGUGUACCAGAGUGUGUGGGUGCAAGUGUGUGUGUGUGUGUGUGUGUGUGUGUGAAUGUGUUUGAUCCACAACCAACAGCAGCAUCGUCCAGCCCUACCAGCCUCCACCACCAUCCAGGUUCACUCCCCCAUCUGAACAGUGACUCACACCACAACUAAAUAUUUACCUUCUAAUACAGUUUAAACUCUAAUAAUAGUUUUUUUACCAUGAAGAGAGAGCUCAGGCUGAUGCCUGGGCACCACUCCAACACAUCGCCUCCCUGAACAUUAAACCACAAAGUCACCAAAUUGACAAAAUGCUGUUAAUGACUAAAUCAUCUUAAUACUUAACUCGUCAGUCUGGUACCUGUCAGUCUGCACCUUCAACAUUCCUGGAUUGUUGUUUAAUAAAGAAGUAGGAAAGACGGAAGAUGUCCACUGUCAACUCGUUAACCGUCUGUUGUGGCGCCUGGUGGGAAACAAGAUCACUGUAGGGUUGAGGAGCAGAAGCCAUCGUUUUCACAAUCCUGUUUAACCGAGAUGAUCUGACCUGUGGAGCAGGCAGCGAGGGUUGACUUGUCGUAAACACCGUUAACAACCGCUAUACUAGAAUGUUCUAGAUCGUAUGACAUGUAUAGUAGUAUUAGUGUUGAAAGUGUGCUGUUACAAUAACUUUGUACUCUGAAAGAAGUCUGAUUUUCUUUUCAUAUUGUAGUCAACUGAAGUAGAUUGGGAAAAAAACACAUUGUUUAUUCUUUCACAGGGCGCUGUCUACGGCUUGCUUCAGUUACUUUUUUUUCUUUCUGUUUUUCUUUCUCAAAAAUAUGACGGCAGUUUACAUUGAUCUGUAGACCCCCCCCCAGCACUUCCUGUGUUACACAAUGCUAGAUUAGAGCUAAAGUGAAAACGUCCCCUAAAGACAUAGAAUAAACAUUUUACUUGUCCAGAAAAAAAGAUGUCUGAUUUACGUAUAUGCAUGCUUCACUGCCCUCUUGACUAACAGCAGGUUGUGGUUUCUGAAACGUCCUUUGUACACGUUGCUGUUAUCUCCUCCCUAUUUUCCCUCCUUCUUUGUGUUCUUGUCUGAGGAGAACGGACGGAGCAGGAGGCACUGUGUUGUGUGAACGUAGUUCAUAAAGACGCUGUAUAUAAAAGCUGUAUAAAACAAAUCUUUCAUUGCUUAAAAGCACUCCCUGUAGUUCAGACUUAAUAUAUCAGCAAUAAAGGUGUUGCUCUUCUCCUCGCGUGAGACGGGCUAAACCAAAUAAAUAUGCAAACUGA